Molecule: messenger RNA, 774 nt
Organism: Haemonchus placei
Lineage: Eukaryota; Metazoa; Nematoda; Chromadorea; Rhabditida; Trichostrongylidae
Source: the annotation of a GenBank genome assembly
AUGAGAAACUGGUUAUGCCCCUUCUUUGGGAAUUUUCUAUAUGCCUCUUUUACCGAAUUCCUCAAUUUCCUCAAAUUUCUGAUUCACUCACACUGUCGUUUUCAGUUGGCGACGUUCCGAGGUGGCGAUUCGUUCGUAUUGUUAACCGACGAAGAUAUGCAGAAAUUGCACGAUCUGAGUUCUUACUUACGUAGUUUAGCGUUUCAGUUGCUAAUCUUCUGUACUGUUUACAGACUGUAUAUCUGUCAUUUUCAGCCAAUUAUCGGCCUGAUCGCUGCGGUCCUUAUUGUACUUUGCAUCACCGGUGUACUGUUGUCGAUGUUCUUGGCAAGAUUCUGCUGCUGUUGCGCUAAACGAAACAAGGACGUCUACCAUGUGAACACAUUACCGUCCUACAAGACUGUAGAGCCAUUAUAUGUGAUUACACCUCCUGGACAUCCAGGACGUUCUCCUCUGGGAGAUCAAAUUUAUUCAACACCGUAUUCUGGUAGCCCAUUACCGUAUCCACCACCGCCUGGUGCUAGCGUCCCCGUGACUCCGUCGUCCACCUUCAGACAUGCGGUAAACCAUGAAACGCCAACAUUCAAGAAACCACGUGUGGUUGGUUUUGUAGAAAUACUGUACUCGUUUUUCUUAGAACCUUUUCCUAUUCCUCGUGCUACACUGAUUCCUCGCAACGGACAACCGCCGUCACCUCAGGACCCGAAAGAUCUGCCAUUCCUCGAUCCAAACAGGAAACAAGAAACCCAAACAAGAGAGGAAUUGAUCUAUUGA